Molecule: messenger RNA, 2722 nt
Organism: Theileria equi strain WA
Lineage: Eukaryota; Apicomplexa; Aconoidasida; Piroplasmida; Theileriidae
Exons: 1
Coding region: 1-2082 (693 amino acids)
Source: RefSeq, a predicted model, not a curated record
AUGGGUGGAAUUGAGUUAGACAUUGGACAGGCCAAACGGGACAAUCCUGAAGGUGAUAUAAAAGUAAUUAAGAAAGACAAUAAUCUACAAGGAUAUAUAACAUAUGAAUACAAAGGGCACAAUGAAAAACCAUUUGAGUUAACUGGGCUUAAUUAUGAUAGCAAGAGAAUAACAACAAUAGUUAUAUUGUCUUCUAUAAAAAAUGUCAAUAACGUUAUAAUAUGUUGUGAUAAGGGUGGCAAAACGGUUUUUAUUAUAGGCAUUGGAACUACUGAGUGUCAUUAUUAUUAUACGAACUCGGAAGCCGAUAAAAAUAGUGACCAUAGCACUAAGUUCGAGAAAUUUCUAGUAAAGGGCUUUUCUUCACUCCAGAAUGAUGAUCUUAACAAUAUCAUUUACAAUAUAAAGAUAAACAAAACUCUAGACUAUGAUAGUUUAGAUAUUAUGUUAAAGAAUUUUCUCUGGAGACCAAAUAGCGUAGUGUUCGACCUUUCAAAAUCAGCUGAUAAAUCCACUUAUCCUUCCGAUGUUACCGAUAUCCAGGUUAGUGUCGGAAAAGGCAACAUGACAGAUGCUAAAUUUCUUGAUGUUACACAUACUCCAGAUAUUUCCCCGUUCUACAUUGAAGAUAUUAAGAAGAGUGGGAAACAUAUAAGUAUAGAUGGAGGAUUUCCAAACGACCCACUGACCGGCUUCAGUGUAUACUACAAAAUUGAUGAUAAAAAGUAUAAUGAUCCACUUUUAGUGGUUUUGACCCUAAAUAAUCUUGGUGGUACUGAUCAAAGAUUUAUUAGCAGUCACUACCUAAUUUCCAAGAAUAAAAAUAAUAGCACUUGGAACAUUCGCAGAGUUGUAGGAACUGAUACAAAUGAGAAUGAUAUUAAAGCAAUAUUAAGCAAUAUCGUUCUAUAUAACAAGCUUGACUUUAAAUACCUGAAUAACCUCAAAGGUAGACUUAAUGAUCUCACAGAGGGCCUGUUGAUAGAUUUAACCAAUGAUUUCCGAGAAGAAAAAGGUCAAUAUACCUCUGAAGGUAAACGGAUUCCCUACAGAAAAAUAAAGGCUUCUGCUUAUUAUACUACCAUUAGUCAUGCUGAUACAUUCACUAGCUUUACAAUUAGUGGGAUAAAAGUUACUAAUUCAGAUUUUAUAAAUCGAAAUCUAUUUCACACAGAAAGGAGAAUCUAUGGGUUAAAUAUUUUCUACAAAGGCAACUCUACUGCAGAUCCACUCCUCAUUCAUAUACUGGAAGAUACUCUCGGAACUAACAAAUGGAUAAGUAGACAUCUUGGAGAUACUACUUGGCACAAACAUGAGGACAGUUCUCCAAAAAGUGAUACAGAUAUUAAGGAUAUCCAAAAACUCAUUGAACAAUUAAAUACUCCGAAUAUUAUAAUAGACCUUUCUAAGCCUAAAGAAUAUACACCUACUGAAAAUACUCUAGAAGUUGAGGUUAAAAACAUUGCAGUUAAGGGUCUGUCAGAUUGUUGUGGAUUUGAACAUACUAUGAGUCAAAAUAAAGCUUUCACAGUUAAGCAAUUCGCAUAUGAAACUUCUCCCCUAAAAGCUAUAAAAUUUCCCGAUCAACUGCUUAGUGUAACAGCAUACUACUCUGGAACUAGUCCCAAUCUUGUUAAUCUCCUAAUGGUUAAACUAGAGGCUAAUAAUAGUGGCUUAAAAUACAUAUAUUUUAAAAGGAAGAAUAAAGAUGUAUCCAGCUGGAUGCAAUAUAAUCAGGAUAAAAACCUAGAUAAUAACAGUUUAAAGAUUGAACUGGAAAGGUUAAUGAAGGAGUACGGUCUCGAAUCACCUCAGAAAAGCACCGGACACUUCAAACCCGAAUCUAAAGAUGCACCUGGAAAGUCUGAAGGUUAUUCCGAGGAUUCCAGAGAAACAGACUUUUCCAAGGAACAAGAGGCAUCUUCAUCAAUCUCGAUACCCAAAUCUUCUGAUUCUUCCAGCGGUGCUAUAGUUGGUGGAAUAUUUGGUGGCAUUGCUUGCCUAUGCCUUGUUGGUGCUGCAAUAUGGAAGGUGGGACCUUCUGUAAGAACGUAUUUAGCCAGUAGAAAACGCAUUCUGUAGUACCACAAUUUCCCCCUCAGUAAUGGAAAUAGACGUAGUUUCUAUUCAUCCUAAUGUUGUACAUGAAUGUUUAUUUUCCAGGGAAUAGUCUCAGGGCCAUAGAAAUGCAGCUAUGGAAAAGGAAGCAUGUCCGUAAAGUAGUCAUAUCUAAAUAUAUCCCCUCCAUAUUCCCCUUCAUAGUAGUACUCAUUCAUUCUUCCUUCCCAUCUUCAUUGUCCUAUGCCCUGCAGUAAAUUCUCCAUGUGUACAUCUCUGUUCCUCUGACCAUUGCCACCUUGUAUACAGACCCAGCAUACAUCCAUAUAGCCACCAAAUCCUCUUGCUAAUCAAACAAAAUUGCAGUAGAAGCAACAUGAAGAGUAACCGCUAAAAUCUCACCUGGAGAAUCCGUCCACCAAGAGGUGUAGGACUAAAACUCGUACGCAGAUCCAAAGCCAUCCGUUUCCUAAUUUUUACCAAAUGCUGCACCAGUCCGGUGGUUUGGUCGUUUGCCACUUGUACGCGGAAUUUUCUUCCGAGUCACUAUUCCACUUUUCUCCUUUGGUCAUCCUUCCAGGUACCUCUUGUCUUCCGCAGGUUCCCAGAGGUCGCUGGCCAUUCUAACGACUCCAAUGGAGACAUUCCAUGUUUAGGAACCGUC